AUAUUGAAUCCCUCCCUGUGUGUUUUUCUUUCGGUGAACUUCCAGUUAAGGGAAGUGAGUUUGUUAGCGUGGGCAGAAAGUCCGUGGUUAAACGCUGCAAACCAAACGCUCUAUACCCUGUAACUAGGUUUCUGGAUUAAACUUCACACUUGUUUUUUUAUUUUUUGGAGGAUUUACGCACCUACAGAAGCUGAUUGGCAUCAUUAAGGAGUCACAAGCUGCAGGAGGGGAUGGAGAACUAACAGACACGACAGCAGUCCCUCAGUGAAGAAAAAGAGGAAGUGAUGAUGGCAUCACAGAAAGGGAAGGAUCCAAACAGCAACAGUGACCAAUCAGACAGUAGGUUAAAGAACAAGAAGCCUCCCAGCCUGGUGAUUGCAAUCCCACCCAGCGAUGCUCAAGAGAGAACUGUGAACGAGUCAAAGCCUUUAAGACCAUCAGUAAAGAAAAGUGUCAGUAUGCAGCAGUCAACCGAGGAAUUGUCAGAUAGCGGGGCGACCAACAGGAGAGCAGCAUUCCGCAGACAGACAUCUCUCUCUCAGAGCAUCCGCAGAAACACGGCACAGUGGUUUGGCGUCGGUACGGACUGUGAAAGUCAGCAGCAGGUGUGGCAGCGGAAGAGUCUGCGCCACUGUAGUCUACGUUAUGGCCGUCUGAAACCUCAGUACAGAGACCAACAUGAGGCAGCAAGUAUCGACCACAGCCUCGACUCGCCUGCCACUCACAAGAUGCCAAAGAUUGUGGACCCUCUGGCCCGUGGACGUCAAUUCCGUUACGACGAAGUGGACCGGCCAAGGACCCCACAUGUUGCUCAUGCUCCUCCCCCUCAGACCCCAGGGGUCUCUUCUCUGUGCUCCUUCACCAGUCAGCGCUCUACUCACUCUCGGGUUCCACGUAGGAAGAGAGAGUCUGUGGCCCGCAUGAGCAUACGUGCAGCCUCCAACCUACUCAGGGGUCGUCCUGGUCUGCAUGGAACCCAGCUGUCUCGAAGCGUCCCCCGAAGGAGUUUUGUUCGGCCCAGCUGGAUGGAGGAGGACACGGUGGACACAGCAGACACCUCCGACUCAGUCUUCUUUAGCAAGAUGGAUGCGCAUGAGGACUUCUACUCUAUGGCAGAUGAUGUGUUCGAGUCCCCGCCUCUGUCUGCUUCAUUGGCUGUGGAUGGUUUGGUAGAUGAAGCAGGACGCUACCCCAGCUUUAAGGAUAUCAGCCGUGCUCCAGCCGCGAUAGUAAGCCCCGCCCUUCGCCGCGGAGGCCGAAUUGCGUCCCGAGUAAAGCACUUUGCCUUCGAUAAGCACAAACGUCAGUACGGCCUGGGUGUGGUGGGGAAUUGGCUAGAUCGACACUAUCGGCGGAGCCUGAGCAGCCAAGUGCAAAAACAGUUGGAUGACUUCCACAGCCACAGACCAUAUUUUACCUACUGGAUCACCUUUGUGCACAUAGUCAUCACUCUGCUGGCCUGCUGUACGUACGGCUUCGCUCCGGUCGGCUUCGCCCAGCAAACCAUCAAUCAACUAGUGCUAAGGAACAAAGGGGUGUAUGAAAGUGUGAAGUAUGUUCAGCAGCAGAAUUUCUGGAUCGGCCCAGGAUCCGUAGACCUGAUCCACCUGGGAGCGAAGUUUUCACCCUGUCUUAGAAGAGACACCAAGAUCGCUACCCGCAUGCAACGUGACAAAGAUGAGGAAAAGGAUUCUGGCUGCUGUGUGCAAAAUGAUAAUUCUGGAUGUGUACAGACGCUUCGGAAAGACUGCUCGGAGACAUUGGCCACCUUCAUUAAAUGGAGCAAAGAGAAUGUUGAUAUCAUUCGCUCUUCAGGGGCGGUGUGCCAUCAGGACCCCAGGACGUGUCAAGAGCCUGCCUCAGCAGAGCCGCACGUUUGGCCUGACGACAUCACACGUUGGCCGAUCUGUACAGACCAAGGCACAUUGAACCACACUGGUUACCGGCACAUGGACUGCACCAUCAGGGGCCGUCCGUGCUGUAUCGGGACGCAAGGAAGAUGUGAGAUUGCCACACGGGAAUACUGUGAUUUCAUGCAUGGCUACUUCCAUGAGGAGGCCACGCUCUGCUCUCAGGUUCAUUGUCUAGAUGAGGUGUGUGGCCUGCUGCCAUUUCUGAACCCAGAUGUUCCGGACCAGUUCUACCGACUCUGGCUUUCUCUCUUCCUGCAUGCAGGUCUCCUGCACUGCCUGGUGUCCGUAGUCUUCCAGAUGACUAUACUCCGAGACCUGGAGAAACUUGCUGGCUGGGUACGCAUCUCUAUCAUUUACAUUCUCAGCGGGAUCACAGGAAACCUAGCCAGUGCUCUCUUCCUGCCGUACAAAGCAGAGGUGGGUCCAGCAGGCUCUCAGUUUGGUCUGCUAGCGUGCCUGUUUGUGGAGCUCUUUCAGGGCUGGCAGAUGUUGGAGAAACCAUGGAAUGCCUUCCUCAAGCUGCUUGGCCUUGUCCUCUUCCUCUUCCUUUGUGGCUUGCUGCCAUGGAUUGACAACAUUGCCCAUAUCUUCGGCUUCCUCAGUGGCUUGCUGCUGUCCUUCUCCUUUCUGCCUUACGUCACCUUCGGCACCUUUGACAAGUACCGCAAACGUGUGCUCAUUAUCCUGUCAAUGCUCGUGUACGUGGGCCUGUUCUCCUUGCUCAUCGUCUGGUUCUACAUCUACCCCAUCAACUGGAAAUGGCUUGAGUAUCUCACCUGCAUCCCCUUCACCAGCAAAUUUUGUGAACGCUAUGAUAACGACCCAUUCGGCCACUAAGACGCUAGAGGUUUUAACAAUUCGCUAGCCAGAGGACAGAGGGUUUGCUGCCUGUGUGCUACCUUGCAUGCAAAUCCAAAUAAAUAUUGACCGAGUGUGGUUUAAGCCAAGUACUGUAAAGGAUCAAGAAGUAAGGGAUUAGCAACGAAUUAAACAACAACAAAUUGUUGAUGCUACACUGCUGGUACUGCUGAUGUUUUGGGUCAUUAUCAAGGCAGUUACAUUUACUCUUGAGGUCCGGUGAUGUGUGCAGAACUUGCAUUUCAGGAGUUUUUGGUACAAUAUUUCUACUGAUGCGCCAAUUUCUUAUUGACACUAAAUACCACAUCAGGUUACUUCCUGGUCUACUUUGCUUUAAACUAGUAUUGUUUUAUUUGAGUGCCAUGUUCUUACACUAUAGAACACUGUAGCAGAUCAGGAAUGAUGCCUGUGUCUAUAUGUUCUGGUUGAUGGAAUACUCCAGCAUUGUUUAACCUAAUCUUGCUCCAUUUUUGAAAGGUUGAUAUAGAUAAGGUCGGUGCUGCAUUAAUUAUUCAUUCAUCUGCAGCAAUUGCUGCUGGUUAGGGUGGAUUUGGAGCCUGUUACCGGAACACUUGAUGUGAGGCGGGAAUACAUUCUGGAUAGGAUACCAGAUUAUCUCAGGGCACCAUACACUCAUUCAGCCCUAUGAACAUGAUCUUGUGGAGAACAUGUGAAACUCCACUCCCAGUAACCCAAGCUGGGGAACCAGGAGGUGUGAGGCAACAGCACUACCUCCUGCACAAACCUCCAGCUGUUCUAGCAUCCUAAACCAAACACAAUUUCCUUGCUGCUGGGAUAGUGCUCUCAAAAGCUGUAUCUGGUGUUGUAGUGUACAUUUCAACUAUUACCCUAAGUUAAAGUCCACCAAACUCAAAAUCCACCCAAUAGUUCCAGGGGCAUAAAAAG
Tachysurus vachellii is the source of this 3677-nucleotide messenger RNA. RefSeq names its product inactive rhomboid protein 2-like. Gene Ontology annotation, cellular component: endoplasmic reticulum membrane. Bases 285 to 2750 code for a protein of 821 amino acids. The transcript is spliced from 19 exons. Gene Ontology annotation, biological process: regulation of epidermal growth factor receptor signaling pathway; regulation of protein secretion. The record is from RefSeq and is a predicted model, not a curated record. Lineage: Eukaryota; Metazoa; Chordata; Actinopteri; Siluriformes; Bagridae. Gene Ontology annotation, molecular function: serine-type endopeptidase activity.